UCGGAAUCGUCCAACAAUAUCGCCAUUGUAGCCGCAGUGGCUGCCACAGCACCAGUGGCAGUGGCAGUGGCAGCCGCAUGCGACCAGUUGAAUUGAGUUGCGGUCGAGUUCGACGACGCCGUGUUAUAUUCAAUUCAAUUAAGUUCAAUUCUGUUCAGUUCUGUUCAGUUCAGUUUAGUUCAGUUCGCUUAUGGUGCGCUCAUAAAACGCCGGUUGGCCGUGUUGGCCGCGCCAGAAUCGUGUGGCGCCCCAAAUCCCCAUCCCAACCCAACCCAUCCCACCUCCGCUUCACCUCCCUACAAAAAAAAAAAAUGAAACGUGUCCGGGAUUUAAGUUUUUUGUGCCACUUGCUGCGUCGUGUUCAUAUUUGCAAUUGAAAUGCAAUUGCGAAUCGCGAGCCAAAAUUGCAGAGGCGCCAGCAAUGUAAAAGGCGAAAAGGCAAACCAGGCGCAAGGACACCAGGCGAACUUCUUCUUCUUCUCCGUCCACUCUUUUUUGUUGUGCGCAUUAUUAUUGGAUUAAGCGGAGCGCAAUUGGAAAAGACGAACGAACAACGAACUACGAUUAACGAUUUAAAUUAAGCAGAAGCUGGGGAAAUACUUUAGAAGUAGAAGUCGAAGUAGAACAGCAACAACAAAUUGAAAGUCAAUUGUUAAGUAGUCGAUAAGUGGUCUAGUCUCUGUUUUAGUAACUUGCACGCGCCAAAGUUGAAAUCUUAAAAUAUUUUUAUCAACAAUAAUUUAAAAGUUUUUCGAACACAAGCCGGACAACAAACAGCAAAAGCUAAAAGGGAAUAAACAGCUGAACAGAAAAGCAGCAGAGACUCAACUGAAGAAAAGCCAAACAACAACAACAACUGAAACAACAACUUAAACAACAACAACAACAACAACAGCAACAACAACAAAAAAUGGCUGCCGUACAACGCAAACUUGUGCACAAGCAAUUCAACUCACCCAUGGGCCUGUACUCCCAGGAGAACGUGAAGGCAACGUUGAAUCGCGAACUGAAGGCCUUCGGGGCCGACGGGAUUGAAAUCGACGAUCAGAUCACAAAACCAUUGAAUCUGGCCAACUCGGCUGUUCUGCGUGCCGUCGAGGAGGAGGAGCAGCAAGUCAAAUGUGCACAUGAGUUUUUCGCUAAUGUGCGUCAGAGUCGCUCGCGUCAGCGGCACACGGAUUGUGGCAAUCAGUUGGAGGCGCCACAUCCUGCGCUGCAUCAGCAGCUGCUGGACCAGAUCAAGACACAGUAUCUGAGUCAUCAGCAUGAUAUUGUCAUAGAUCGGGACACCGUGUUGCGCAUCAAUCGCUUGUCAACGUCACGACGUCAUCUGCUCAGGCGGGAUCACAGCUGGCCACCAGUGGAACAGCUGGCAGUAGCAGCUGGAGCAGGAGCAGGUGUCAUUGCAUCACCCUCGCACAGCAUCGAUGUGCUGCGCGAGAAAUUCAAUAGUCCCACACGCAUUGUGGAGCUCUCCCCGCGAGAGCAGCGCCAGCAGCGACCCAGAACACCCAAAAUGGAGGAACAGCUGCAGCUGCAGGAGGAGCAGGCCAAUCCCACACCACAAGCGAAAGGUUUCUCUGCACCUGAGACGAAAGCAGCUGAUGCUGAUCUAGGUUUGGUGGCGCCCAAAUGCGAGUACUACGAACAGUUGAUGCAACAGCGCCCAAAAACAGCCACGCCCACACGCCCACGACUCAAACGGCAAUCGUAUUCACUGGAGCGUGGACGGGCACGCAAACGUGGCAUGAUCUUGAGUGGUGCCACAGAGCUGCCACCGCCCAAACCACGAAAUGGAAGUGCUACUGGCAAAGGCAGUGCGAAUGGAGGGGAAAAUGGAAGGCAAAAUCGAAGUGCAAAUGGAAGUGGAAGUGGAAGUGGAAGUGGUACACCCAAAGUGCAACGACGCAGCAUUAAAUUGGCCACCGAGCUGAAAAUCUGUUAUGACGGCGACAGCGAGGAGGAGCCCAAGGUCAGCGAGAGUACCAAAUGCACAGAUGACAUCGAUUUGGAAGCGUUGCCGCUGCCCGAGACACCUAAAGCAAAGAAGACAGUUGCCACAGUUGCCGCAUUUGGCACAGCUGCCACCAAGUCGAUGAGCUUGCCAAGAAAGCCAGCAACGGUAAUUGACAGCAGCCUGGCACUUAAACAGCAGCAGCAGAUGGCUCUAGCGCUGGCCACAAUUGGUAAUGCAACGUUGCAACAGCAAGCUGCAAGCUGUGAGCACAUUAUACCCAUAACAGUUCAUGUUGAAACUGCUCGGCAGAUGUACAACGACGCCUGCAGUUAUCUGCAACAGGAUCAGCAGCAGAGCAAGAUGCCGCCACCCAUCACGACGACAACUAGCAACACCAGCUCAGAUGAGGGCAAUCAGCCUGCCACAUAUGUGAGUGCCACCAGUGGCAUCAAGCUGCAGCGGCAGGAGAGUGCACCCCAAGCACCCAAACCAACCAGUAAUACUCCAAGCAUACCCACACCUCCACCCCUGCCACCUCCAUCUCUACUACUGCGCGCCAAGUCACGCGAGGAUGCGAAGGAGGCGAGGGCUGCACAGGAUAAGCGACGCCAGGGCGGCAUCUUUGGUCAGGAUCUGCAGCAUGAGGCGCAUGUGGAGAUAGCUCAACUGGAGGCGAAAUAUGUGCACAUCCAGCAAUCGAUAACGGAGCAUCUGCGUCAGAUUGAUGAGUACAUGGAGAAUGCAAAGACGGCGCUGCAGCGGACAGUGCAGGCCACACCAAUAGAAACGGCGCCGGCAAAGCCAAUCAAAGCACCACUCAGCACUAACAGCAACAAUGAGUCCUGGGAUAUGUUUGCCUCGCGCCAAUCUCCAAUCCUGGCCGUGGAGAGUCCCUUGCAGGCUAUACUACGGCAGAUUUAUUGCCGCGCCGCUGGCAUACAAGUGUCGACCAAGGAUCAGGAGGAGGCGAAAACGCCACUCGAAGCGGUUGAAGUGCCCGCCGAGAACGUGCCGAUUGUAGAGCGUGCUUUGGAGGACCUGCACAAGAUUGCCGUGGCUUUGGAUGGCGAUGAACACGCGCUGCUCCAUGUCGAGCAUCAGACAACGCCAAUUGCAGCACGGGCACAGCACGUACUCAUCGAUGAGGAGGAGCACGAGGGGGAGGAUGGUGAGCAAGCCUCGCACGUGAGUGUCAAAGAGGAGAACGAGAAGGAGGCGGAGAAAGAGGCGGAGCAGGCAGUCGAGGAUUUCAGUUUGGACUACAGACAUGUGUCGGAUGUAAUUGCCAACUAUGAACAGCUGUCCACGCUAGGCAAGACAAGUGCACCAAAUCGCCAGGACCUGAUGCUGCUGACUGCAGACAAAAUGAAAGCCACAAAUCAGCAAAAUCUGCAGCAAAAUAGCCACGAGGAAUUAUCGCUGUUUAAAGACAGGGAAAGCGAGCAACGGUUGGUCAUAAAUGCAACUGAAAUUGGCGUCGAAUGUGAACAGAAGGAGGAACAGUUAGGACACGAGCAGGAGCGAAAAGAGGAACAGGAGCGAAAAGAGGAACAGGAGCGAAAAGAGGAACAGAAGCGAAAGGAGGAACAGGAGAGGAAAGAGGAGUUAGAGCGGAGGCAGGAACAGAGGCGCAAAUUCAAGCAGUAUCUGGAGCAGGCACAAUUGCUGGUGAGGAAGCAGGAGCAGGAGCGAAUCGAGGAGCAAAAGUCAAACGAGAAAAAUGAGGAGAAUGAUAAAAGGAAGCGAGAGUUGGAAGAGCAGCAAAAGGAAGAGCAGGAGCAGGCCAGAGAGAAGCAGUCGGAGGAGCAGCAAAGAAAGGAGCAAAAGGGUAAGAAAGAAGAGCAAGAAAAGGCAGCCAAGGAGCAGCUGGAGGAGCAGGAAAGGGAGCAGCUCAAGCAACAACUGGAAAUUGAGAGAAAUCUGGAAAAGGAACCGGAGCAAGUAAGAGCAACACAAGCUACCCAGACGGGCAGUCCUGGCUGUGCACACGAGACAGUUGCCGGUGCGGAUUUUAGUCGGAGCAGUCACUGCUCGAUUUGUGGCGAGUGUCGCGAUUCGCCGCACGGCUGGGGCAAGCUGACCAAGGCAGAUCAGUGGCGCUUCGAUAAUCUACAAAAUGAGCCGUUGGCCAAUUACAAAUCGACGUAUGAGAUACGGAGUCCUUACAUCUCUCGCCAGAUAUUCUGGGAGGAUGCACAGCAGCAGCAGCAGCAGCCGGAGCAGGAGCAGGAGCUGCAGUCAAAGGAUUCAAAGAAGACGUUGCAACGUCAGCGCAGCGAAAUUGAGAUUGUGACCACACCGGCAGCAGCUGUCACAGUUGCUGCACUUGCUCCACCAGAUGCCAAAGAUUGGCAACUGAGUCGCUCGCCGAGUCCUUGUCCGUUGCGCAAAUAUCCUGCACCGCUGAUUGACACUGCGCAACGUUGCAGUUCUCCUUUUGGACUGAAUGCCGUGCAGCUGAGAUCCUCUCCAACUCCAACUCCAGCUCCAGUGGAGGCCAAGUAUAGUCAUGUGCCACAGCUGGAGGGGCAUAAUAUUGGUUUACUCGUGCGCACCGCCACCGAACCGUUGCAGCUGUGCAUGUCCAAUUCAUCGUCCUUGCUGGCUGCCACCCCGCCUGCCACGCCACGCUGCAACUCACAGCCGCCACCCUUUGAGUUCCUCAUGCAACAUGGUCUCGGAAUGCAACCCGAAGCACCCAGUUACAGCAGCUCCCACGUGGAUCUGAGCGGUUUCAAACCGCUCGCAGGUGCCGAAGAUUUGCCGCAAUCCACUCGCGAUUUCAGCGUUAAUCGUUGCUUUGAUAAUGCUUCGCCACGCCCCUAUUUGGGCAUCGAAGGGUACAAGCGUGUCGCCUGGCCGCCAGCAUCGGAGGAGCGAAUCGUGCGUGAAUUUACGCCACAGCCGCAAAUGCAGAGUCCGGCUCCAGGCACCGGUGGCUACUAUCCACAGUCAGCUGCAACUGCCCCCACAGCCCCCGUUCCCUCGCAUCAGCCAUCGAAUGCUGCUGCACCACAGGGUCCCAUUUAUAACAACGUUCAGCCUCGCAACCAACAACAACCAAUACAACAACAGCAACAACACCAGCAACAACCCACUCAGAAUGUAUAUGGCCAAGAGACUACUAACUAUGCGACAAAUGGUUACGCACCAGCAACAGUUGCACCCACCCAAAAUACCUACCCAUCUAAUAACUAUAACUAUCCCCAACAACAACAACAACAACAACCCAUCCAAUAUACACAGGCUCAGUUCAAUAGACAGCCCUCGAGGGAGCCUGCACCUGCAACUGCAACUGCUGAUAACCAACAAUACGCCCACUACCCACAGCAGCAGCAGCAGCAGCAACAGCAACAACCACACCAGCAGCAAUAUCAACCAUCUUAUCAACAGCAGCAACAUCAACCCACUCAUCCCCCCCAUAAUGUGGGUGGUGGCUGGAAGCAUAUAGGCGCACCGGCGCCGAAGGCUCACAAUGAUUUCACUGCUGGCGGCGUUGCACCCGCAACCAAUGCAUAUCCGAACUAUCAGCAACAGCAACAACCGCAACAACAAUAUCCACAACAGCAACAACAACAUCAGCAACAUCAACAAUAUCAACAGCAGCCGCAGCAGCAGCAAUAUCGUGCACCAUCCAACGAUAGCCAUCAACAGCAGCAACAGCAAUGGCAACAGCAACAACAGCAACAGCAACCACAACAACAGUUGCCACCACAGAUGCAACAAUAUCAGGCUCCCUAUCAGACGUCGCCAUAUCAGCCACAACAACAGCAACAACAACCAUCCUAUCCACAGCAAAAUGGUGGCGCUAACUAUGCUCAACCGCAAUACAAUUCUUAUUCGCAGCCACAACAACAACCACAACAACAACAACAGCUGCACCAGCAGCAGCAGCAACAGUUGCCCUACUCGCAGGAUCAGACAGAUCAGCAGCAAGGCUAUCGUGGCGCCAGUCCUGGCAUCAUCACGCUGCGCAAGGAGGCACCCGUCUCACAGACACCCCAGCCUGUCUACACUUCGCAGCCAGCCGCCGUCAGCUAUCAGGGAGGCAGCAAAUUGCGCGGAGAUUUGAAAUGGCCACCGCCGGAGUACAAGGAGGCUGCUGUUAAGGAAAACGAGGAGCGUCGCUUGUUGGCUUUGGGCCCCGUCUGCCGUCCCCGAAGGGUCAAUCGUGACUACACUACCUUCUUUGCCAGGCACCAACUGAAUAACGGUUAUCCCAGCUACAAGGUGCCACCAGGCACUCAACAUAUGUUCGGUUAAGUUGGCGUCUGAAUGGAAUUGCAGCUAUAACCCAAUAUAUAGCUGCGCAAAGAAGGAGAAUCAGAAACAAAAAAAAUUGAAGAAGAAAGAAAGAAAAUUUAUAUCAAUGGAACCCACUUCAUAUAAUACUAAAAAAGAAACGAUCAUGUAUAUGUUACUAAAACGAAAACUAACGAAAUGAAACUUUAUACUAUACAAAACUAAAUAUGUAUAUUGUUAUACUAAUUUUAAAACGCAACUAACAAAGCAACUUUAUAUACGUAUCUAUCUAUCUAUCUAUUUAUCUAUCACUCUGUCAAUCAAUCUAUCUAUCUCUUAUUAUUUAUAUAAUUAUGCCAAACGAAACGAUUAUCAGGGUACGAAGUACACCCAGUACUUCUACAAGCACUUUAGAGCUCAUAUAUCACAGAUUAGACAAAUGAAAUCGGUUUUAUAUGAGCGCUAUAUGUGUGUGAAAUAUAAUAUAAAGAUAUUAUUUUGUAUGCUGCAUAGAUAUUGGAGCAUAUGCAUAACAUAAAUACACAAAUACUUGAAAAGUAUGCCUUUAUGUUUUUGCCAAAUUUAUAAAUAAAUAAAUGUAUUUUUAAGUUGAAAAUUGUACUAGAAUGAUACUAGCAAGAAACGAGACCUAGCAAAUGAAAAACGGAUAUGAUAUGGAAAAUGAAACUUUGUUAUAAUUAUAUUAUUCGUAAAAACCAAAAAACAAAAAAAAAAAAAACGAACUAACAUAUCUAUCAAAACUAUUAUUAUAUAUUUAUUCGCAAUGUUUUGCUAUAUAGACCGAUCGGGCAUUCACGCCUAGAAUCACGCCCCAUAGGCCUCGAUUUAGUAUGGUAUGCUGUGGUUUAAUUAACUGUAAAUUGAAUCGAUAAAAGUAAAUUAAAAAUGCCCUCAUAUCAUAUUAACUCUCGACCUCUGGUUAGAUUUCUAGGCGCUGCCUUUGAAUCGUGUCUCAUUUGUUAAACUAGUUUGAGUUUGCUUGAUUUUUUGUCUAUAUAUAUUUACGAUUAUUUUUAUUGUUAACGAGCAUAUGAAAAAAAAAUGUCAAUGAACCGUUAAGUAAGCUAUAUCAAUAUGCAAACACAGAAUCACGGCAGAUACUAUCGUGAGUUUAUCGUACAUACUACAAGCAUAGAUACACGCAUACAGACAUGUCCCAACAUGUUCCUAUCUCUGGGGGAUAUCCUUAGGAUCGCAUAUCAACCAGUUUCUCGCCGGCAGGCAAUAUAAAGUAUGAGGAUGCCUUUGCCUGUUGGUUCUAGCGGGGACUUGAGUUUUGUGCGGUUUCUAAGGCGUCCACUCAGAUGACUCCCAGACUUACUUAAAACAAAAAAACAAAACAAAAUAACACUGACUAUACAAUGAAAUGGAUUUACGUUAUGUAUACACAAUCGUGCGACAAUAACAAAUGAAAACUAUGAACACUGAUAAAUCAAAAUAAAUGGCAAGUUUCUGAAUACUCACGACGAGAGAA
Messenger RNA from Drosophila grimshawi, 7694 nucleotides. Its product is annotated as mediator of RNA polymerase II transcription subunit 15. Lineage: Eukaryota; Metazoa; Arthropoda; Insecta; Diptera; Drosophilidae. Bases 911 to 6220 code for a protein of 1769 amino acids. The transcript is spliced from 9 exons. The record is from RefSeq and is a predicted model, not a curated record.